Molecule: messenger RNA, 777 nt
Organism: Thyridium curvatum
Lineage: Eukaryota; Fungi; Ascomycota; Sordariomycetes; Thyridiales; Thyridiaceae
Exons: 1
Coding region: 1-777 (258 amino acids)
Source: RefSeq, a predicted model, not a curated record
AUGUCUCCUCUAUCAACUCCACUACGGGCGUUCCACCUGGCACUCAUCAUCGCGAGCUCUGGGAGUAUCCUUGCCAAUGGCCAGGAGGUAGGAGCUGAUAUCAAUACCCAAGGGCAAUGCCUCAAUCUGCAGAGCUCGCCACUGAAUCGUGGUAAUCGCCUCCGCUGCCCUCCACCGCUAUUAGAUAGCCCAGCCCAGCUGAAAGAUGCUCCAUGGACACAUCCGGUUCAGUGCAUAGACGGCAAGACGGCCGAGGACGCCCCUACGGUUCAUUGCUUAUAUACUUCCUCAUCGUUCGGGGAUGGGCAUGGCACCAGCAUCAUCACCAAACCGGUAACUGCCGCCGAUCUUAUCGGUGCAGAUGCGAUGGAGGAACUGCCUCGCCAUGGAGCACUCGGCAACAGGUCGUACACACCAGGGCCGGUAUCCACUGCCGACGGGCCGGCCUACGAGAUCCAGGAUGUUCCGGGAAAAGGCAAAGGUUUAGUAGCUAAACGGAAGAUAAAGCAGGAGGAGAUCGUGAUGCUCGACUUCCCGGCACUGAUUGUCAGCACCUCGUUCUUGAUGGACACCAAAGCCCACUUUCGCCGGCGUUUGCUGAAGAAGGCCAUUGCUCGCCUGCCAGAGGCCACCCAGAAACUUGUCUACGACUUGUCUAGAAGCACUGGCGGGGAGAUGAUUGACGACAUCUUGGGGACCAACACUUGCUCGUUCAAUACUGGAGACAAUGAGCCUCACUUGGGACUGUAUCCCGAAUUCUCGGCAAGUUACCUUUGA